Messenger RNA from Fusarium mangiferae, 1620 nucleotides. RefSeq lists its product as uncharacterized. Bases 1 to 1620 code for a protein of 539 amino acids. The record is from RefSeq and is a predicted model, not a curated record. Lineage: Eukaryota; Fungi; Ascomycota; Sordariomycetes; Hypocreales; Nectriaceae. The transcript has 4 exons. Gene Ontology annotation, molecular function: DNA-binding transcription factor activity, RNA polymerase II-specific; zinc ion binding. Gene Ontology annotation, biological process: regulation of DNA-templated transcription.
AUGCCCAACACGGGAAAGCCAAGCAAAGAUUGCCAUCUUUGUCGAUCACGACGUGUCAAGUGUGAUCUUGGCAGACCAUCAUGCCAAAGAUGCAUCAAAUAUGGGACUGAAUGUCCAGGAUAUCGGGACGAGCAGGAGCUUGUCUUUCGCAAUGCUAACCCAACAACCAUCAAGAAGAGGAAGAAGAGGACUCAGCAAAAUGCUACGGCUCAGACUCGUGGGGAGUCUGUCAUGUCUUUUGGCUCCUCUUCCUCCUCCUCUUCGUCAAAUGGAGAUGCUGCCACGCCAUCAGUCACUGAAGAAGUUGAUCGUGAAUUCAGCCCCGUCUCACCCACGAUAGUCGAUCUUGUCGAAUUCACCAGAACUGGAAGGGCUCUCAUCCUACCACAAUCCCUUAAUGAGCAUUGGACCGCCCAUUCCAUCCCGAUCCUUCUCAACGUCUACUAUACUUUGGAUUUCCUCCAUGACACAUACAAAAAGAGCGGUCCUCAAGGCCCUCUUCUCUGGGCCACUCAUCUCUUUGCCCGCACAUACAUCACCAACCUGCGAUAUCCCACCGCCAUCGACAACGGAUCUGUCGAGCAGACCGACAAGGAGCUUGGCACGUACCUUGGUAAAACCUUGAGCUCUGUUGGCGAAGCACUCAAAACACCAGAGGGCGCGAUGAGAGACGAUGUUCUCGCGACAGUAUGGAUUCUGACGAACUAUGAACUUCUUAUGGGCUCCAUCAACCGCGUAUCACCCCUGAACCCAUGGCACCUCCAUACCAAUGGGCUAUACAGUAUUCUUCAGCAAAGGGGAACGGCGUCUUUGCGAAGGCCGGGAUCGAGAAUGGGCUUCUGGCCUGCUUACAACAUGGUGCAAGUGCGGUGUCUCCUGACAAGCCUUGAGUGCCCUCCUGAAUCCCAGGAAUGGUUUGCCGCCAUCAGACAAACCCUUCAUCCAGGAGAAGGAUUGGCUGUAGAAGUCGGCGAUUAUAUCUGCAAGAUGGCACAUGUUCAAAAGCGUAUGCUCGAUAUCAUUCGAGCCCGAGACUUUGACGCCGCUGCCCUCCAGUACUACGACUUGGUUGGUAUUGUUUUCAAAGCCGAAGAUCAUUUCACGACUUUUGACGCAGGGUACCAUUACAUCGAUGAGGUUUUCAACCCCUAUCUACGAAACAUGCUCAACUCGGCGCGAGUAAAAGGAUACCAUGUCAUUUUGACCUACGCAAACUUCUUAACUCAUCAUCCGACUGCCCCCAUUCCCCUGCAAGAGCUCAAGGUGCUACGCUCGCAUUGCGUGUACCGGGUUCGAGACAGCGCAAAACUUGUCAUGGAGGCGGUAAAUCGGCAUCUCGACCCGGCAUCUUUCCGCAAUAACCCAUCACCAAGGACAGUGUUUGACGCGUUGAAAUUGAUAUGGCCUCUGACGGCAGUCUACCUCGUACCGUCAACGCUAAAUGAGCAGAGCGAAGCCGCAGGUGAAUCGCUACAGUUCAUUGGCCGUGAGCUUGGAGUGAGGCAGGGUCUCAAGGUUAACAAGGGGGAGUCUACACUGCCGCCGGAAGCAGAAGCACCAUCACAGCUGGCUGAGGAUGCGGCCUUUGAUCCACUUCCAACUAGUAGAGGAUUAAUGUAA